AUGGCCUCGACCGACAAGAGUCUUCACUUCUCGGACCGCUUUGCCAUCAGCUGUGGCACUGUGACGAUUGACAUCACUGCGUCGAAAGUGCUUCUCAUUUUUUGGCGAAAGACGGGCGAAUACUUUCUUCCCAAGGGCCGCAAAGAUGUCGGCGAAACCCUCGAGGAAACGGCUCUACGCGAGACCUUUGAAGAAACCGGAAUGCACGCCAAACUUUUGCCUGUCGCCAUCGAUACCCUGGCCACCAUACCUUCGUCGCUCGACGUCUCAGCACACCCCAAGUCCGUGACGGAACCAAUUGCCGUCGCUCAGCGUGUCACCAAGGGCACGCUCAAGAUCAUCUUCUGGUUUGUCGCGUCGGGAGAUUCCACAGCGGCCCCAGAGGACCGACCGCAACAGGAGAACGAAGACUUCGACACUCACUGGGUGUCUUUUGACCAGGUCGACUCUACAUUGUCUUUUGAUGACGACCGACGUAUCGCCCGUGCGGGUAUCAACGCAGUUCAGGCGGGAGCAGCACCGGCUUGA
Trichoderma aggressivum f. europaeum is the source of this 528-nucleotide messenger RNA. RefSeq lists its product as uncharacterized. Gene Ontology annotation, biological process: ATP biosynthetic process; AMP biosynthetic process. The transcript has a single exon. The record is from RefSeq and is a predicted model, not a curated record. Bases 1 to 528 code for a protein of 175 amino acids. Lineage: Eukaryota; Fungi; Ascomycota; Sordariomycetes; Hypocreales; Hypocreaceae. Gene Ontology annotation, molecular function: bis(5'-nucleosyl)-tetraphosphatase (asymmetrical) activity.